Molecule: messenger RNA, 1656 nt
Organism: Fonsecaea erecta
Lineage: Eukaryota; Fungi; Ascomycota; Eurotiomycetes; Chaetothyriales; Herpotrichiellaceae
Exons: 3
Coding region: 1-1656 (551 amino acids)
Molecular function (GO): heme binding; iron ion binding; oxidoreductase activity, acting on paired donors, with incorporation or reduction of molecular oxygen
Source: RefSeq, a predicted model, not a curated record
AUGGCCAGCAGCCAAAUUCUCAGCUCAGUACGGCUCGAGAGCGUCUCGCUCGUCAAAAUCGGACUGGCCAGCUGUAUCGCAUUUCCCUUGCUCUUCAUCAUCGGCUUCUACCUAUGGGUCACCCCGAGCACGCUGAAAGAUUCCCGACGCAGACACCUUCCGCCUGGUCCUCGUGGUUUGCCCUUCUUGGGGAACUUCUUCGAGAUGUCAAGGGCUGAAACGUUUCGGUUCCAGGCGCAAAAGUGGGCGAAAGAGUAUGGUGAGAUAUUUUACACCAAGAUGGGAGGAGCUGAUUACAUCUACUUGUCAUCCCCCACCGCGGUGAAAGAAUUGAUGGACAAGAAGUCUGGCAUAUAUUCCUCAAGACCACCUGCGCCGCUUGCUAGCGAUGUCGCUUCCGCUGGUCGACGGCAAUUGUUCAUGCCAUACGGGCCUAAGUACCGCGUGGUGCGGAAGAUUGCGCAUCAACUCCUCAACAUAACUGUUUCAACCAGCUAUCAACCCAUCCAAGAUCUCGAAUCCAAGCAGUUGAUGUACGAUUUGCUCCACGACCCGGAACACUUCUAUGACCACAAUCGGCGAUAUUCAUCGAGCGUGAUUCUGACUGUGGCAUAUGGGCACCGGAUGGCAGAUUGGGACAAUCCUUUGGUAAAGAAGAUUUAUAGCGUGGUCAAUAACCUGCAGCAAUUUUCUGCACCGGGUGCUUUCCUCGUCGACACCUGGCCCUCGCUGCGAUACUUUCCUCAAUGGAUGUUUGGUAACUGGAGGAAAUUUGGCGAGAAAUGUUUUGCCCAUGACUCUGUCGUCUAUCUCAAGCUUUGGGGAGAUUUGAAGAAAGAGGUUGACGAAGGUAAAGCGAAUCCAUGCUUUGCGAAGGACUUCUACUUGAGCAACCCAGAGAAACUGGGGUUGGACCAACUUCAAGCCGCCUAUCAAACCGGCGGCUUGGUCGAAGCCGGUUCUGAAACAACAUCGGCCUUCUUGAACUCUUGGAUCCUGGCGAUGACUCUCAAUCCUCAUAUCAUGAAAAAGGCUCAGGAAGAGGUCGACCGAGUAGUCGGAGCAGACAGGCUGCCUACAUGGGAAGAUGAGGCAAGUCUGCCUUACCUCAGAGCGAUGAUCAAGGAAUUGCUUCGCACUCGCCCACCAAACAAGUUUGGCAUGCAGCACUACACGACUGAGGAUGACUGGUACAACGGUUACUUCAUACCCAAGGAGACAGUGGUUGUAUUGAACUGGUGGGCAAUAAAUUAUGACUCAUCCCAUUGGGACAGACCCGACGAGUUUAUGCCAGAGCGUUUCCUCGGCUACGAUCUCCCGGCCGCUUCCUACAUCAACAUUGCAGAUCCCAACCAGCGCGACCACUUCUCAUACGGAGCUGGAAGGCGAGUAUGUCCAGGUGUGCAUGUCGCAGAAAAGUCGCUGUUUUUGAAUAUUGCUCGUGUCUUAUGGGCGUUCAAUAUCUCAAAGAAGAUUUCCAAAGAUGGGAGUGUGAUUGAGCCGAACACUGCAAUGGUUCCUGGAUGGAUGACAAUCCCACAACCAUUUGAGUGUGACAUCAAGUCUAAAUAUGCUCAAUAUGUUAUCAAUCCUCUGGACGUGGACAAGGUAAUUGAAGGUAGCAUCUUAGGAUUUGAUUUCUCACUCGUUAAUUAA